Habropoda laboriosa is the source of this 4673-nucleotide messenger RNA. It is a transcript of the gene kibra, whose product is annotated as protein kibra. Lineage: Eukaryota; Metazoa; Arthropoda; Insecta; Hymenoptera; Apidae. Gene Ontology annotation, biological process: regulation of DNA-templated transcription; cell migration; negative regulation of organ growth. The transcript is spliced from 13 exons. The record is from RefSeq and is a predicted model, not a curated record. The coding region runs from base 654 to 4673 and encodes 1339 amino acids. Gene Ontology annotation, molecular function: molecular adaptor activity; kinase binding. Gene Ontology annotation, cellular component: cytoplasm.
UCACGUUUGCAAGUGUUCCCAGUUUAUUUGCCGGGACACAGUGCCGUUAAUAUUUUUAGAGUGAACCUGCUUCUUGAUAGUAUAAAACGUAUGAUUGUGCAAGAACAGUAGGAAUUGAAGAAUAGUGUAGAGAUCGAACAUCGCACGUGAUAGGUAAAAUCAAAGUUCCGAUAAGCAGAGGUUAAGAGUGUAAAUAGAAGUGGUGAACCACGAGUGAGACAGUAGAAAGCGUGAAAGUGUUUUUUUUUUCUAUUUCCGAAUUUGAUUUUCUUUUGUGGUGUGAGGAAAGUAAUUUGAAAAAGCUGUGCUGUUUGUAUAUAUUUGCUCUCGAUAUUGCAAAGUGUUCAGUGCAAGAUUAAGAGAAAAAGGUGUUACAAUAAUGUAACGGGCAUUUGUACGCGCUCUCGUGCAGAUGUAGGACCACAGUACCGUCUCAAGGCAAGAUACCAACAGUGGACUUUUCUUCGACGACCAGCUAUGUUAACGGUGGAAUUCCACUCGAGAGGAAUCUGAAGGCGGGGACUCUGACGUCACUCCGCUCAUGAUAAUGAGCGUGUAUGUGGCACGGGCAGUGUGUGCUCGCGCGCACAAAUAUGUGCCUGCCGACUGGUCGGUGAUAGAGAGUUUUGGAUGGAUUUAGAGCGCAGUGAAAUAUGCCAAGGAGACGGAAUGGGGAGAUACCGCUUCCGGAAGGGUGGGACGUCGCACAAGACUUUGAUGGAAAAGUGUAUUUCAUCGAUCACAACACAAGAAAAACAACGUGGAUCGAUCCUAGAGACAGAUAUACAAAACCUCAAACAUUUGCAGACUGUAUCGGAAACGAGCUUCCACUUGGGUGGGAGGAAGCUUACGAUAAGCAUGUGGGUGCAUACUACAUUAAUCAUGUCAAUCAGACGACACAACUCGAAGAUCCAAGGCAAGAGUGGCGUGCCAUUCAGGAGGCCAUGCUUAGAGAAUAUCUUCAGACCGCACAGGACGUACUCGAGGCGAAGAAGGAAAUCUACGAUGUAAAGCAACAGAGGCUAUGUCUGGCCCAGGAUGAGUACAAUCACCUCAACAACGCUCUAACAACGCUCGGUGCAUCUCGCACAAGUUUGUGCUCUAGUUCAAGUUCAUUGAGCACCAAGUAUGAUCCGGAUCUCUUGAAGUCUGAUGUUGCACUUGCGAGGAGUCGAGUUUCCCGGUUGAAACGAGAGCUCGAACAGAUCCGAGCUGAAAUGAACUGUACGCAGCGAGGAGUGGAUACUCUUGCAAGCGUGGAGCAGAAAUUAAGCGGGCACCAUGGUGGUUGCUACAACAUCACGGAGGCUCAGGCGAUCAUGACGGAGCUUCGGAACAUUCAAAAGUCUCUGAGUUCCGGGGAGAAGGAGAAGGCAGAGCUGAUGCAGUCUUUGGCUCAAUUGAAAGACGAAUUGACGAGACUGCAGCUCUGCGAGGGCAGCCCCGAGGCGAGUACGCUAAGUUUACCGCAGGAGAAACUAAGCACGGCUUCGCAGACUGACCUGUCCGGCGAAUUGGUCCCGAUCGGCACACGUCUGGCCGAGAUGGCACGCAUGAGGUUGCAAUACGACGAGGCGAGGAAGAGGAUACAGCACAUUCAACAACAACUGGCCGAUCUCGAGGAAAAAGUAACGCCGGGUCAGACAGAGAGCGACAAAGACAAGUUGCUGCUCUUCCAAGAGAAGGAACAACUCCUGAGGGAGUUGAGGAGCAUCACGCCGCGUACUAGAACGCAGCAAGACAUGAAGAAAAUCCAAAGCGAGAUCAGACGUCUCGAGCAGGACCUGAACAACGCGCUCGAGUUGUCCAACAAAACGAUCACCGAUCGCGUACGUCUACACGAGGAGAAACAGCUGUUGCUGCAACAGCUCAGAGACGCUCUACGCUCUAUGGCGAUGCUCGAAGGGCAAUUGAAGACACUGAGCGCGAGUACGUUGUCGGUGAGCAGCAGUUCGAGCCUCGGUAGUCUCAGCACGACCAGCAGUAAAGGUUCCCUCAGCUCUGGACUCAGUUUCACCGAUAUCUACGGCGGUCCUCAAUGUCUCGGACCUGUCAGCUCGCAACAAGAACGACCGGUUGAUAUGGUCGACCUGCACAGACGCGUGGAGAGACUGCUUCGUGGCUCGGAGCAGAACAAUCUCGUCAGCACACCCUCGCCGGGAAGGUCGCAGCCGAGUUUGUCGCCGAGAUCGAGCCUGUCCAGCGUCAGUCCGCCGGUUUCACCGUUGUACGAGAACGCUCCUAUGGGCCCUCCGCCGGCGUACGAGCACGUAGAGAUGCAGAGGCGGCAGCAUCAGAGACCUGCAACCUCGUCGAACGCUCAUCUGGACGGGAAUCAGUUGGAGGAUCGAUUGGCCGAGCUUAGAUUUACUCAGCAGCAGACGUCGUUGCACGAACAGUUGUGUACAGGUUCUCAGGAUCGUAUCAAGCUGGUUGGCGGUCCGCAUCCGCCUGUAGAGUUGCAGUCUGGAAAUAUGUCCCAAGGAAGCGGUCUCGGUAGGCCUGUAUGCGUGAUACCUCAUCAAGUGCCUUCGCAGGAACCUCCGCCUCUCUCGCCUAUCAGCGAAACACCUCCUCCUACUGGAAUUCGUUCGAGAGCGAGUAGUUCCGGUACCAAUACCAGGUCCGUUUCAGCUGCCGUUUCCGACGAAAGUGUCGCGGGUGAUUCAGGAGUGUUCGAGGCGUCUAAUAGAAGAAAGCUUCCCGGAGCGAUCAGUGAUGUAGAUUCGCUGGCUCUUAGGGAGAUGAGUUUGGAGACGGCGCAGGUGCAAAUUAAGCUUAGAUAUUCUGUAAGUGACGGUUUACUUCACGUUGGAAUUGAACGUGCGAGGAAUUUGGCUGCCCUUUUUAUUCCUAACAACGCGCAAGUGUAUAUAAAGGCAGCAUUGCUUCCAAUGCAGCCGCCAGUUAAUCACAUGUGUUGUACGAAACCUGUUGCGGAUCUGCGCAAACCAACCUUCGGCGAAACAUUCCCGAUCGCAGUACCACUCAACAAACUGUACACAAAGACACUGCAAGUUAACGUUUGGUGCACAGGCAGCGAGUCUGAGGAGUGCUUGGGGUCCGCCCAAGUGUCCCUUGCAGACUUUAGUCCAGAAUCGCCAAGCGUGAAAUGGUACAACAUACUCUCCUUUCGCUUCAUGCAACCAUCCGAUAACCCGAGCACCAGUACCAGUAACAAUAACAGUAUAUCCACCAGCUUAGCAAGACAGGCGAAACACGACAAACAAGAAUCGGAUAUAUCGGUGUAUCGCGGUGGACAAAAUACCAAGGAGGAAAGCAGUGACGAGAGCACGAUUAUCAGCUCUCAGACGUCCACCUUGACGAGAAAUCAAGGAUGUGACGAGCUACAAACGGCCAUCUCGUUGAGGUUGGAGGAGCUUGCCAAUUGCUUGGGUAGUCCAGAAGAAGAAGAUGAAAAUGGUGGCAGUGAAAGCGGAAGUGAGGACAGCGAUGAAGAAGGAAUUAUUGUUGAGUUUAUGAUGGAUGACAAUGUUCUGGAGGAUGUGCUGGAGCACGAGGAAGACGAAGAAUUAAACGAGGAAGCAAGGCAAACUCAGGACAAGGAGACCAACACGGAAUGCGUGUUCAUACCGGAACAAGGCAAACAAAGGAAGCUUUCAGCUGCCGGUGUUGUUUCUAACGUCAUGCACGACGAUAAAAAUUCCAUCGUGAUUAAGAGGAGUCAAACGUUUUCACCUAGUGCUGCAGUCAGUAAAAAUCACUAUAUUUGUCGGCUGAAUCGCAGUGAUAGUGAUAGCAGUAUGCCACUUUAUCGCAGAGGUGGGCCUUUCCAACGAAAUUCCGUGGAAAGACGGUCUCUUCGAUGGCGCAGACCCUUAUCUGCUUUAAGCUGUAAAACCGUUUCGAAAAAGUCUACGAAUUUGCCACCUACCGCUAGAACGUCGUUAGAUCUUGAAUUGGAUCUUCAAGCGCAACACGCUAAAUUGAACAAUCUUCAAGACGAGCUGAGCAGGUUGCGUGAAUUAAAGCAAAGGUUAGAGCAAGCGCGGGAAAAGGGGGACACCGAUUUUGCAACGUGGUUGCUGGAAGAUCAUAAGUUUCAAAAUCUCAUGGCACAAGCCGAGAGUGGAAAGAAUGGUAAGAGUGCCGAGGAUAAGAGAGUAGAGAAGAUGCUGAAGAAAACCUCGAAGGAGAUUUACAAGCUGAGGAAAACGAAAGCUGGCAAGGGGAAACCUGAUAUUAUUUCGUUCAAAGAAAAGAUGGCUUUCUUCACGCGCGUUAAUCUUAAUGUUCCUGUACUUCCACCUGAUGAUUCAUUGUGCGAGAAUACAUCAUCGGUAUCUCCAUUACCCAUUCAACACAAGAGGCACGCUUCGGAACCAGUUACCACUGAAUUCAGGGUUACUAAGCUCGGUGUUCAAGGUGUUUCGAAUUCGGCUGUACGGUCAAAUAGUGUUCCUAGCGGGAAUGCAUCCGUGGUAAGAACUGACGCAACCAAUAACACGAUUAUGGUCACGAAUGUGGCCGAGGACGUUCCGGCGAACAGUACAAAUAAUAAAUCGGUGAACACGAAAGGUCGACCUUUAGAGGCGAACGCUUAUCAAGAAAAUGGUCAAGGCGAGAGUCUCAAGUCACCGGAAGAAAAUGACGGUGAAGAGCCAAGGAGAUACGAGUACGUUGUCGAUAGAGUUCUCGGUGUUGAGGUGUAA